AUGCCAGGCAUUCCAGUUCGGAAUUUUACGACGGAUUGGAACGAUGGAAUAGCCAUUGGAGCUCUCGUGGAUGCAUGUGCUCCUGGUCUUUGUCCGGAUUGGGUUAGUUGGGAUCAGAAGAAACCUCUUCGUAAUGCUACCGAAGCAAUGACAGCUGCGGAAAACUGGUUAGCUGUCCCUCAGUUGAUUCGGCCAGAAGAAAUGGUUGAUCCUAACGUCGAUGAAAAGUCUAUGAUGACCUACAUCAGCCAGUUUCCUAAUGCUCGUCUCAAAGAGGGAGCACCGUUGAGAGACAAACUGAAUCCUUCAAAAGUACGCGCAUACGGUCCAGGCCUUGAGAUGAAUGAAAACAGAAUUGGUGUUCCAGCUAAAUUCUAUGUGGAAACAGUUGGUGCUGGAAAGGGUCAAUUAGAUGUACUCGUAUUCAAUUCAAGGGGUGUCAGAGAAACGUGUGAAAUUGUUUUUGAUAACGAAACAAGUCAAACCUAUUCUUGUGUAUAUGAACCGCGUGUAGAAGGUGAACAUCGUAUCGUUAUUAAAUUUGGUGGUCAAGAGAUACCGAAUUCACCUUUUCGUGUUAAUAUCAAAGGUGUAUUUGUGGAUCCAAGUAAAGUGACUGUCAACGGUCCUGGACUACAGAAAUCAGAACUUAACUGUGUCGGUCGACGUACCUUUUUCAAUGUGGUUACGCAUAAUGCUGGAAACGGAGUAGUCGACUGUUACAUUGUUGAUCCACGUGGUAGAAAGGAUACUGUGAAACCACGUAUCACUUGUCCUGGUGGAGAUGGUUGUUUUCUUGUAGAAUACACACCUAAAGAAGUUGGUAUGCAUCAAGUGUUUGUACAAUUCGCUGAGAAACAAAUUCCUAAUUCUCCAUUUCAAGUUGAAAUAGCACCAAGAGUUCAUCCUGAAUUGGCUUAUGCUACUGGUAGAGGUGUCCAAUCACGUGGUGUACGUGUACAAGAUCGAGUGCAAUUCUCUGUUCAUACUGAACAAGCUGGUGAUCAAGCUCCUCUUUCAGUCACUAUGACUCGUGCAGAUGGUCAAAGUGAACCUGUGGAGGUUCGUCAAACUGAUAAAUUUCUAUGGGACUGUUUCUACAAUCCACAACGACCUGGGAAGUACACACUUAAUAUUCGAUAUGGCAAUGGACAUAUUCUACAUAGUCCGUACACUGUUGUUGUCGGUCCAUAUAAGAAAUCUGCUAUACGUGCUUUUGGACCAGGUUUAGAAGGUGGAAUCGUUAAUUAUUCAAAUUUAUUUACUGUUGUAUGUAAUGGUGAAGGUGCUGGACUAGGAUUCUUAAUUGAAGGUCCUAGUGAAGCAAAAGUUGUAUGUCGUGAUAAUGGUGAUGAUUCAGCUCUUGUAAGUUAUACAGUCUCACAGCCUGGUGAAUAUGCUAUUCAUGUGACCUGUUAUGAUGAAGAUAUUCCCGGAUCUCCGUUUAUGCCUAUAAUAGUUUCUAAUCUUGAAGAUAUUCAUCUUGGAAAGUUGCGUGUUCAUGGUCCUGGAGUGGAGAAAGAAAAUCUUACUGUUGGUCAACAAACUGAGUUUUAUGUGGAUGGUUUACAUGAUGCUGUUCCCGCUCAAAUAUUGCGUUCGACAAAUGAAUCUUUAUUACAUAUGAAUUGUCAUGAUGCUACAGGGAAUCCAGUACCUGUUCAGUCUCGAAUGCAGCCGGAUGGUACAAUAGUCUAUACAUAUAAACCUUUAUCUCCUGGGAUUCACACUAUAUAUAUCACAGUUGCAAAUAUAGCAGUCAAUGGUGCUCCUUACAGAAUUAAUGUUGCACCUGAAAUACAACCAGAAAAAGUGAAAUUAUGGGGUCCUGGUUUACAAAAUGCUGUUAGGAAACAACCAACUCACUUCUUUAUUGAUCCUCAAGAAGCAUUUUCAGGUGAAAAUGAAACUGAAUUAAUGAUCAAUAAUCCAGUAUCUGUAAAUAUUGUUGACGAUCAAGGUCAUUCAAUCUCAGCACGACUUAACAAACAGUCAGAUAAUACUGUUCGUGUGGAAUACAUUCCAUCCUCGUUAUGUUCAAAUGUUCGAAUUACACCUUUAAUUGGUGGGAUACCUGCGAAAUCACCGAUUCAAGUACCUGUACAAUGUGGUUUUGAUGUUUCUAAGAUUAAGAUAAAGAAUUUAGAUACCAAGGUUUAUAAAGCUUCUUAUGUCAAGUUUACUAUUGAUGCAUCAGCUAUUGAUUCACAUAGUGAAGGAAUUAUUAGUGCUGUUCUUACGGGACCAAAUAAAGAAAGAUCAGCUUGUCAUGUUGUAAGCACCAAAGAUGGCAAAUAUAUUUGUAAUUAUACUCCAUUAGAAGAAGGUGAACACCAACUAGAUGUAACCUAUGAAGGUUUAGGAAUCCCAGGAAGUCCUUAUCGUAUUCUUGUUAUUCCUGGUUGUGAUCCAAAUCGAGUAAAAGCUUACGGUCCUGGUCUAGAGAAAGGACCACAUUUAAAACCAGGUGUUCAAACCAAUUUCACAGUUGAUUUAACUGGAGCUGGUCAAGGUGGUCUUGGAUUAGCAGUUGAAGGUCCAAGUGAAGCACCAAUUGAUUGUCAAGAUAAUCGAGAUGGAACAUGUACAGUUUAUUACACACCGUCAGAACCUGGUGCCUAUUCUGUAUACAUACGAUUCAAUGAUGUCAAUGUACCAGGUAGUCCAUUCCAUGUAAGUGUGAACGCUAAAGUUGAUCCUAAACAAGUCAGAUGUUAUGGAUCUGGUCUGGAAUCAGGUUUACUACGUGCUGGAUGGCCAGCAUAUUUCACUGUGGAUACAAAAAAUGCUGGUGAUGCACGUUUACGGGUCAUGUAUACACCGAAACCAGGUGGAGAAUUACGACCUGCAAAUGUUCAAUCUCUCAAUGGAGGAACAGAUAAAGAUUCAACACAACAGCAUUACUAUAAAGUUGCGUAUACACCGGAAGCAGAUGGACCCUGUCGUAUUGAAGUUACUUAUGAUGAUGUUCAUAUUCCUGGAUCACCAUUCACAGUGAAUAUUCGUAAAGCCUGUGAACCUGAACGUGUUAUUGUUCUAGGUGCUGGAGUUGAAGGUCCUGUCUUAGCUAGUCUUCCAGCAACAUUUACUGUUGAUGCUCGAGAUGCAGGUGUCGGGGAUCUAACUCUUGGCCUUACAGAUCCAAAAGGUCAAUCUGUCCCAGUCAGAGUUGUCCCAUUACCUGUAGAUAGUGAAUCUAUUGUAACGAAUGGAGUAGUUCCUUCUGUGACAAGUUUAGCAUCUGGUGAUGUAAGCGACACAGGAUUAUUGUCGUGCACAUAUGAACCCUAUCUAAUUGGACCUCACAAUAUUCAUGUUAUGUUUGCUGGUGUUGAAGUGGAUAAUAGUCCAUUCACUGUUCAAAGUGUGGCUACCGGUAGAGCUGACUUAUGCCAAAUCAAAGGUGGUGUAAAGAAAGUUAUACCAGUUGGCAAAGAGAAUGUUAUUACAGUUGAUACAUCACUGGGUGGUAAAGGUCGUUUAACGUGUCAAGUUAUUCAAAUUCCAACUAAGCAAUCAACCACAACUGCUACACUACUCCCAGUAGAAACAGAAGAUAAUGGUGAUGGCAGUACAUGCGUGUAUUACACACCUACACAACUGGGUGAAUUAAAUGUGGAGCUACGUUAUGGUGGUCAAUUAAUUCCUAAUGGAGAAUUUGUUCAGAAAGUAUUAUCCAGCGAUGAAAUCACUGAAGAAGCAUCACGUCAAAGCAUGUAUCGCCCAGUUGUCUUCCGUCUUCCAGCUCCUCGAAACAAAGCUAAUGUCGAAGCUGUUGUACUACGUCCUUCAGGUCUACAACAUCAAGUCCCUGUUAUUACAAAUGAUGACGAAACAAUUACAAUAACAUAUGAUCCUGUGGAACAUGGAAUGCAUGAAUUAUGUGUAAAUAUUCAUUCAUUUGCAAAAUCUGGUUCACCGGAUAGUACAUUCACUACACCUUUGCAAGGUAGUCCGUACAAAUUUUAUGUAGAUAGUGCUGGUACUGGUCGAAUUACUGCUUAUGGUCCUGGAUUGAGUCAUGGUACUACAUCUCAGUUGGCUGAGUUCACUAUUGUUACAAAAGAAGCUGGUGUUGGUGGUCUUUCAGUUUCUGUUGAAGGUCCAUCUAAAGCUAAAAUUCAAUGUGUUGAGAAUUCUGAUGGUACUUGUAGUGUAAGCUACCUACCUCUUGCUCCUGGACAAUAUACAAUUGCAAUUAAAUUUGCAGAUGAACAUAUACCGGGAUCACCAUUCACUGCUAAAGUAACUGGUGAUAUCUGUAAACGUUCUCAAGUAAGUAUGGGUGCUCCAAGUGAUAUUGCUCUAGAAGCGGUCGAUGAAGAUAUUGCCACAUUAACUGCUACUGUUCACAGUGCAUCUGGUCGAGAAGAACCCUGUGUACUGAAAAGUUUACCUAAUAAUCGAUUAGGCAUUUCAUUCACACCUAAAGAAGUUGGUGAACAUUUAGUUAGUGUAUUUCAAGCUGGAAAACAUAUUGCUAAUAGUCCUUUUCGAAUUCGUGUUUCUGAAAAAGAAAUUGGUGAUCCUCGAAGAGUACGUGUUAGUGGACCUGGUUUAAUAUCUGGUUUAUCUAAUAAACCGAAUCAAUUCACUGUGGAUACACGAGAUGCAGGUUAUGCUGGACUUAGCCUUUCUAUUGAAGGACCAAGUAAUGCAGACAUUGAAUGUCAUGAUAAUCAUGAUGGUACAUGUACUGUAAUAUAUACUCCAACUGAACCUGGUCAAUAUGUUAUCAAUGUGAAAUAUGCUGAUGUUCAUGUACCAAAUAGUCCAUUCUGUGUUGAAAUCGGUGGAGAACCUUCAGUGAAAAUGGUUGAACGAAUUACUAGACGACGUGAAGCUUCAAAAGUUACACAUAUUGGAAGUCGAUGUGAAUUGAGUCUACGUGUUUCAGAUACAAAUCCAAGUGAUUUGUCUGCAUCAGUUACAUCUCCAUCAGGUCAUACUACUCGUUGUGACGUGAUACCUAUUGACAAUGAACAUUAUAAUAUUAAGUUUAUACCACAAGAAAUGGGUGAACAUUUAGUUACUGUUAAACAUAAGGGAAUUCAAAUAUCAGGAAGUCCCUUCCACUUCACAGUCGGUCCAAUUACAGAUGGUGUAGCUAACAAGGUUAGAGCAAUAGGCCCUGCUCUUCAAGAAGGUUGGACACAUGUUACCAACGAGUUUUUUAUAUAUACACGUGAAGCUGGUGCUGGCACAUUGUCAAUUGCAAUGGAAGGUCCUAGCAAAGCAGAGAUUGAUUGUGAUGAGAGACGUGAUGGUUCUUCUGCUGUACUUUAUCGUGUCUCUGCGCCUGGUACAUAUAUUUGUUCACUGAAAUUCAAUGAUGAACAUAUUCCAUGCUCACCUUUUCGUAUUCAUGUUUCUGAUUCAACACAAACUGGUCGUAUAGCAUCGUAUACAGUACCAUUUCGUUCUAGUGAUAUUCAAUCUGCUCGUAGUACAUCUAGUAAAGAAGAAACUCUUCGAAUUGGACGUCCAAUAGCAUUCACUGUACAUCAUAUCGUGACUCCUGGUCAUAUUUUAAAGGCGAAGGUAUCAACUCCUUCAGGGACUCAUGAAGAUGCUAUUGUUCAACCAAUUGAUCAAGAUCAAUUUGUAGUUCGAUUUAUUCCACGUGAAGGUGGUCCUCAUUUGGUCCAUGUACAUUCAGUACCUCUUAAAGAUGCCGAUAAUCCGGAUUGGAGUUUUGGAUCUACUUCAGUGCAUAAAUCAAUUCAAGGUUCACCUUUCCGUUUGGUUGUCAGUCAGCAUGCUGCAGAUCCUGGUAUGGUAUAUGCUACUGGUGAAGGAUUACGCAAGGGGAAAGUUGAUGUCAAAAAUGCCUUCUUUGUUAAUACUACCAAUGCUGGUUCUGGUAUUCUAAAUGUAACUGUGGAUGGUCCUAGUAAAGCAACUGUUACAAGUCAAGAACAUGAUGAAGGUUAUGCAUUUUUUUAUACACCAACUGUUCCAGGAAUAUAUGAAAUUACUAUAAAGUAUGGUGGUAAUUUCCAUAUUAGUGGUUCACCGUUUCGAGUUGAAAUAAGUGGAACUCCUAGAUCAGAAAUUUCUGAUUCACGUUCUGAAGAUCGUCAAUCGAAUGUGAUUUUAGAAACUGUUGGUAAAACAAUGACUGGUAUGUCAGCUACUAUUGAAUUAGAGAAUCAAAGCUCAGGAUCUCAUCCUGAAUAUGUCAGUUGUCAUGGACUUGGAUUAAAACGAGCUGAACUUGAUCGUGUCAAUUAUUUCAAUGUUGACGCUAGUCAAGCAGGGAAUGAUGUUCUUCUGAUCGGUAUUUAUGGUCCAAAACAAGCAUCCGAAGAAGUAGUUAUCAAACAUUUAUGCAAUAAUCAAUAUACAGUAUCAUAUCGUGUAUUUGAAAGUGGUAAACAUUAUUUAGUUGUGAAAUGGGGUGAUCAACAUGUUCCCGGUAGUCCAUUCCUUAUUAAUGUCCAGUAA
Molecule: messenger RNA, 6447 nt
Organism: Heterobilharzia americana
Lineage: Eukaryota; Metazoa; Platyhelminthes; Trematoda; Strigeidida; Schistosomatidae
Source: the annotation of a GenBank genome assembly